AAAUAAUUUGAUGAAUUUAAACGAUGAUCGAUUAGGUCAGCAUUCUGGAUUCCACCAUGCCUUUUUGGAAAAAGAACAGUAAUAGACCUUCCAAAAGGGAGAUUGAAUCAUUGCAAGAUGCAAAAAUGUCACUUGCAGAAAAUCUUCCUGCUCACGUCAAGAUAGUGGACAUCAGCCAGAUAUACCUAACAGAGAUUCCAUAUGGAGUCUUCUCUGUUAUAAAAUAUCAGCAAAAAGAUUGCCUCAUAGUCAAUAACAAUGAGCUAAAGGACUUGAAAGGAGAUUUGAGUUCGCUUGAUGAGCUCAAAAAAUUCGAUUUAUCGUUCAAUCUUCUUAAGAGUGUCCCGAAAAGUAUUUCAUCAUGUCAAGCUCUAGUAUAUUUGAACUUAGAUCACAACGAACUGAAAUCAUUACCAUCAGUUCUGGGAUGUCUUCAAAACCUUGAGACCAUCUCGGCUAGUUCAAACAAAAUCACAGUUAUCGCCCCUGAGAUUGGAGCUUUGAGGAAACUCCACUCCCUUCUCCUGAAAAACAACGAAAUCACCAAAAUCCCAGACAACUUUGCUCACUGCUACCGGUUGAAAAAUUUAGACCUUGACGUUGAGAAGAUCAUUUACCCACCCGCGGAAAUCGUCAUGGAGGGGGGCAGGGCCACCAUUCUGUGGCUAUGUGACGAAAAUAAUGUCGAUAAAACAGCAAUUGAGGGUCAACCAGAUACGGAAUACGGUACCAAGUUUGAAGCUAUCAGCGCUCAAGAAAAAGCGGCGGAGGAGAUGAUGCUGAAGAGACAAGAGCACGAGGCGGAGGAAGCAGCCGAGAUGUUAGCAAAGAUAAGGGAAGAGGAGGAAAACUUGAGGAAAAUAUCUGAAAACACCAACACUAGAGACGAACUGAGGAAAAAGCGAUUGCAUCAAAAGAUGAAAGAAGAAGAUGCUAAAGAGGCAAAGAAGCUUUCAGAAUAUCUCGAGUUUAUGGAUGAUGUUAAGAUGACCAACAUCCGGGAGGCUCUAAAGGAAGUAGAGGAUAAAGAUAUAGAUGCGGUAAGGAUACUGGCGGAAGUGACUGCUAUGUUCGAGGAGGAGAAGAGACGUCUGAAGGAGUUCCUGGCAGAGGACGAGGCUAUCCUUAAAGAAUACGCAGCUAACCACAAGUUGGACAUGUCGUUCAUAUCAGACGAGAUGGAGAAGAUACUGCAGGAGGAGCAGAUGAUGGAGAGGUUCACACGCAACGCAGAGCACGAGCUGGAGCAGAUGUUCGACAUGGUCCAGGAGGAGGAGGGUCAGGAGAGUGCUGUUCACAAGAGAAUGGCCCAGGGUUUUGAGCAAGAUAAAAAACAGAUGUUACAGAUGAUAUUGAAGGAUGAGGACUUGCAAAGGAAAAUGUUUAUAACUGCUCAGCAGGAACAAGAUAAAGUUUAUAAGGCUCUCUCGACUCAGAUAGAGAAUAUCCAAGAGAACCUGUACUUGCUGACUGUUCUGGAGAACAACCAGAAGAAGCUAGAUGAGCAGGUGGUGGAUGAUAUCAGAGGCCAGAGAGCGGAUAUGGCAGGACUGCUGACCCAGCUGAUGACAAAGCAGGAGGAGAGGAGGACUGAGCUGGAGGAUGCAGCCAGAAUGAUAGAGCAGCAGUGCGAGGACGAGCUGGCUAACUUCUGGCUGUAUCAGUACCAGAUGUUGAUGGCCAGUAAGCCGGUGAAGAUCCUAAGAGAAGAGGAGGAAGCCAUGCACGCGGCGAGUAAAGCAAUGCAGCUGGAGAAACCCCUUGGGGAUGAUGAGUACGAGGGACCACCGGUGCUACCAGAUGCAUGGAACAACACUCCCUCAGCGCCGACCGCAGACGCCACGCCUACCGCUCCCUCUGAUGCGGCCCCAGCUCUCGAACUUGGGGGUCAGGCCCCACGUGGAGGUGUCCAAGUAAACGCAGAGUCGGAGUGCUGCAUCUGCCUCGACAAGGCACCUUGCGUGGCGUUCUUACCCUGCGGGCACGUGUGUUGCUGCGCAGACUGCGGCAUCGUGUCUGUGUGCCCGAUGUGCCGCGCGCAGAUAACCACAACUGUACGGUUAUAUUUCACUCAGACUUAAGGGAAACAAUAAAACUAUCGCUGGUAUAAUCAGAUUUGUUGUCACGGAAGUGCCUUUAACUUGGUGUUCAGAUAGUUUUCCCAAAAUUGAUUACCGGGAACUCAUGAUUUAGUCGAUUCAUUUUUACGGACUGCAUUGUAAUGCUAUCAUUCGGCUGGUUUUUUGUAUAUUAUGGCGACGUUUUAGAAAUUAAAAAGAUACAUUUUUUAAGAGGUGAUUAAAAGCGUGUGAAAAUGAAAAUCUGAAACGUUCUGGACACACGACAUACCUUUUCUUUCAAAAACGUAGAUCUGACAGAACACAUUUUUCUUUAUUAUUUUUGUGUGAAUUUGGCUGCGUUUGUUUUACCUCCACAUCGUAUAACGAUACGAAGAAACGGAUAGGUGGCCCCAGUUUUAAUAAAAUGUUUUUGAUUAUUCUUCUUUCUUGAAUUCUUACCAAGAUAUAAUAAUUAGUAUAAUUGAUACUUAAUUGCAUAUGAUUAGUAUUAUUGAUACUUAAUUUGCUUGCACUCUUUUUAUGAAGUUAGUUUUUUAAGAUUGUCGAGGUUUUUAUGUAGAUACAUGUACUGCACAUUUGUAGCUAAUUCUUCAAGAAAUUCAGC
This is a messenger RNA of Bolinopsis microptera, 2685 nucleotides long. Its product is annotated as E3 ubiquitin-protein ligase LRSAM1-like. Gene Ontology annotation, molecular function: protein binding. The record is from RefSeq and is a predicted model, not a curated record. Lineage: Eukaryota; Metazoa; Ctenophora; Tentaculata; Lobata; Bolinopsidae. Bases 57 to 2081 code for a protein of 674 amino acids. The transcript has 11 exons.